Penaeus chinensis is the source of this 1930-nucleotide messenger RNA. RefSeq lists its product as uncharacterized. The record is from RefSeq and is a predicted model, not a curated record. The transcript is spliced from 5 exons. The coding region runs from base 428 to 1192 and encodes 254 amino acids. NCBI's taxonomy places the organism in Eukaryota, Metazoa, Arthropoda, Malacostraca, Decapoda, Penaeidae.
AGUUGGAGAGAGAGAGAGUAACCUAUACAGAGAUGGAGGCAGAGAUAGGGAGAGAGACAGCAAUAGGAGCAGAGAAAGAGAGAGGUUUGGAAGUAGGGACAGAGAUAGGGACAGAGACAGAAAUAGGUUUGGCAGUAAGGACAGAUACAGAAAUGUAAGUCAAGAAAGAGACCGAUACAGAGAUGCAGAUACAGCAAAAGGUGGUUACAGAAAUGGAAACAGAGAUAGAGACAGAGAUAGCAGAGAUGGAGAUCGAUAUAGAGUUGGAAGCAGGGACAGAGAUAGAUAUGGGGGAUUAAGCAGAGACAGAGACAGAUUCAGAGAUGGAAGUGGAAGCAAGGAUGGAGUCAGAUACAGAGGUAGAAGUGGAAGCAGGGAUAAAGGCGGAUACAGAGAUAGAAGUAGAAGCAGAGAUCGAGACAGAUACAUGGGUGGAAGUAUAGGCAGAACCAGAGACCGAGAUAGAAAUAUAAGCAGGGAGAGGAACUUCCCAUACACAGACUCUUCAGAGCCUCCAUAUGACCGAGCAGGAUACAAGGAUGGUGGCUUUGAUUACCAAGAUCAAACACAGAGGAGAUAUGAUUCCCCUUAUAGAAGAGGUAGUCCAGUGCAUCAGAGUAAUGCCAGUUUAUCAUAUGGCAACUACACAUAUUCAAGAAGAGGAGAUUCACCAUACCAAGCAACAGAGAACUCAUUGUACCAAAGGAGAGCGAGCCUCCGCCAUGGAGGAGAGAGUUCAUAUCAGGAAAGGGGAAGGCUCAAUGACAUUCAGGGUGUUCUACAGAGUCAGUUUCAGAGACAAGAGCAAGCGCCUGCAGCUCCAGUUUUCUCGCCUACAGAUUACCAGUUGAAUAUCCCCCACACAAAUCCUCAGCCUCCAAAGGAAGAUGUUCUUCAAGGUGCAGUCGGGCAUUGGCUGAUGCAUAUGGCAUCAUGCAGUAUGGAGAGCAAGGAAGAUGUUGAUAUGGGCUUAAAGAUCAUAAGCCUGUUCCUGAAACCACUCAAGGAAUACAGUUGCAGACUGCAGGAUACAUCAUCUUCUGAUCUGAUAGCAGCAACAGAGGUUAAUUUGCGAUCACUAAGAGAAUAUAAUAUCUCCAGCAAGCAGACAAUAAUGGACUUUUUAUUGAAAAAUAGUGUGCAAUCAACCUUGAGGCAAACACAAAAUGAACAGCAGCGCUAUGAUUACUAAUACUUUUUAAGAGAUCAGAAGAUGCAGAUGUUUCAUAAACAUUCAUAGUUGACUUUAUUAUAAUUGAUAUACUAUUAACACAAAUCUUUAUAUUUGUUUUCUAAGUGAAGUUGUUUGUUCUUUUACAUUUACCAAUAUUCACGUUAACCCAAUACCAACGGGUAUGGCAUGUACAUAUGUACCAUUCCCAUUGUGAGUUUAUUAAUUGUUUUUACAUGUAGAUGGCUACCAGUGGUCACCAAUGAGCUUAUCUCACCCAUUUUAUUUUGCUCUUACUAAUGUUUAUAACACUAUAGUAAUUAUAAUGUCCAUGAUAAAAGUGACACCAUCGAUAUUCAUAGCAUUAGUAAAAAAUAUGUUUUUCCCGCCAAUUUGAGAAAGGUGAAAUCAGAUAAGGUCACAAGGUCUACUAAUUGACUCCUUUGGAGCUAAUUACUAGCAGAGCCAUCUAUGUGCAGAGACAUUUCAUAAAAAUAAUAAGUAAUGAGUACAGCAUUUUAGCUGGCAGCAUGUGGUUAAAAAACCCAACUUUUGUAAGAAAUUAAAUUGUUAGCAUUGAUAUACCACUGCAUAUGGAAACAUUGUAUCCCAAUUUUACAAUAAUUUUUGUUGUUACUAGUUUCUGAAAUGAAGUUUCAAGAUUCUUAUAUUGCACGUUAUGUAAGUUUGUAAGAUAAACUUCACAAAGAAAAUGUUGUACAGAUAACUAAUGUACUACUUAUAAAAUUUAAGAGACCA